GUGAGCCAAAUCGAAUGGUCAACCGUUGACCUUAUCCAAAAGAAAUCCUUGCCUGCGAUGAAUUCCUACCCGCCGUUCCUCUCCUCCGUGUCUGGAGCUCGAAUGGGCCUUCUCGACCGGCUGUGGGACGACACCGUCGCCGGGCCUCCGCCGCUCGACGAGCUCCGCAAGUACAACUCCUUCUCCCCUUCCUCCGCCUCCGCCGCCGUUGUACAGGUCGUCUGUAGCAUCGCCAUCGUCCGCGCCCCCGACGCCUCCCUCGCGCCUCCGGGGCUUUGGGGAGAUUGGAAGAGGUUGCGGAGGAAACCGGUGCCGGCGGAGGAGGGAAUCCAGACGGCCCAGCCGAGAUUCCCCACCGUCUAUGACUGGGUGGUGAUAAGCUCUCUGGAUAGAUGACACUGAGAUGGAGGACAAAGUAUGACCACAAAUUUGCAGUCAGCUUGUGUGUUUCUUGGUCUGUGUAUAGCAUGCAAAUCUUUGUAGUAGUAUAAAUAAAGCACUGAGAGAGAGAGAGAGAGAGGGGUCAAAACACUUGUGUUGUAGUCAUUUUACCACAGCUUGUAAAUGGUUCUACAUUUUCUUCA
Messenger RNA from Musa acuminata subsp. malaccensis (wild Malaysian banana), 584 nucleotides. RefSeq lists its product as uncharacterized. NCBI's taxonomy places the organism in Eukaryota, Viridiplantae, Streptophyta, Magnoliopsida, Zingiberales, Musaceae. The record is from RefSeq and is a predicted model, not a curated record.